AUGUCUAAACCAGUUUGUUUAAUUAUCUUAUAUGAUGGUAAAGAACAUGCAAAACAACAACCUAAAUUAUUAGGUGCUGCUGAAAAUGCUUUAGGUUUAAGAGAAUUUAUUGAAUCUCAUGGUUAUGAAGUUAUUGCUACUUCUGAUAAAGAAGGUGAAAAUUCAGAAUUUGAAAGAAAUUUAGAAAGAGCUGAAAUUAUCAUUACUACUCCAUUCUGGCCAGGUUAUGUUACAAAAGAAAGAAUGGCUAAAGCUCCAAAUUUGAAAAUUUGUAUUACUGCAGGGUAUGUAUUAGAUUAAGGUUAAAUUAUUAACCUAAUUUAUUAGAUUGAAUUUGAGGUAGUGAAGAAUUGUUAAGAUCGCACAAAAAAGUAAAUCGCGCGUUUUAAAAUAUUUGCGCCUUUUUCAGCCAAUUAACGUUCAAGUACUAACACAAUUAUUAGGGUUGGUAGUGAUCAUAUUUCUUUAGAUACUGCUAAUGAAAGAGGUAUUAGUGUUGUAGAAGUUACUGGCUCAAAUGUUCAAUCAGUUGCUGAACAUGUUAUUAUGACAAUGUUGAUUUUAAUCAGAAAUUAUAAUGAAGGUCAUUAUCAAGCUUUAUCAGGUGGAUGGGAUGUUGCAGCUGUUGCAAAGAAUGAAUGGGAUAUUGAAGGUAAAGUUAUUUCAACUAUUGGCGCUGGUAGAAUCGGUUACAGAGUUUUAGAACGUCUUGUUGCUUUCAACCCAAAGAAAUUAUACUAUUAUGAUUACCAAGACUUACCAGCUGAAGCAGUUAAGAAAAUCAAUGAUGCAUCUAGGUUAUUCAAUGGUGUUGAUAACAUUUUAGAAAGAAAAGAAAGUCUAGAAGAUAUUGCCAGAGAAUCAGAUAUUAUCACUAUCAAUUGUCCAUUAUAUGAAGGUACAAGAGGUUUAUGGAAUGAAAAAUAUAUCAGUUUGAUGAAACCAGGUGCAUUCUUGGUCAAUACGUAUGUAAAUCUCGAAUAUCGAGGGUUCAAAGUACUAACAUACAUUAAGCGCACGAGGUGCCAUUUGUAAUGAAAAUGACGUUGCUAAAGCAGUCAAUGCUGGUCAUAUUCAAUAUGGUGGAGACGUCUGGCCAGUGCAACCUGCUAGAAAAGAUGCUCCUUGGAGAUCAAUGCAUUAUCCAAUCUCAUCUGGUGACUCAGAAAACUUGGAUACUUCAAGAGGAUAUUCUUCAGAUGGAGCUUUUGUCGGUAAUGCUAUGACUAUUCACUGCUCUGGUACUUCAUUAGACGCUCAAGCUAGAUACUCAGCAGGUGUCAAAGAUAUCUUAACUGAAUUCUUCAACAAAACUUACAAUUAUCGUCCACAAGAUAUCAUUUGUAUUGAUGGUGAUUAUUACACUAAAGCUUAUGGUCAAAGAACUAAAAAAUAG
Messenger RNA from Insectozyma verbasci, 1396 nucleotides. The record is from the annotation of a GenBank genome assembly. Lineage: Eukaryota; Fungi; Ascomycota; Pichiomycetes; Serinales; Debaryomycetaceae.